Messenger RNA from Harmonia axyridis, 3957 nucleotides. RefSeq names its product NADPH oxidase 5. The transcript has 19 exons. NCBI's taxonomy places the organism in Eukaryota, Metazoa, Arthropoda, Insecta, Coleoptera, Coccinellidae. The record is from RefSeq and is a predicted model, not a curated record. Gene Ontology annotation, molecular function: calcium ion binding; superoxide-generating NAD(P)H oxidase activity. Gene Ontology annotation, cellular component: plasma membrane; NADPH oxidase complex. Gene Ontology annotation, biological process: superoxide anion generation; defense response. The coding region runs from base 222 to 3821 and encodes 1199 amino acids.
UCUUGAUGCCAGUUCGCCGGUGAUGAAGUGUAGAAGAACUAAUCUUCAAGUGGAUCCGUCUUAGUUUCCCAAGUCAUAAAGAUACCGUUGGACACGCACGCGUAGUUUGUACAGUCACUUUCGAUUUUACUCUUACUCUCUUAGGAAAAUAUUGACCCAUUUUUGAUACAUCGAAGAGUGCUUUGAUAGUUUUUUUCUUAUGGUUUUAUGACUAUUCAAAUAUGUCGCUUGACAAUCUCAUAGUUGAACGAUCAUCGACUGAUAUCGAUGAAACUGAAUGCGAAACGGAAUACCCGGGAAAUUCAGAAAUGAAUUCUGAAAAUAAUCACACUCAGGCGCCUUCGGAAAAUGUGGGAUCAGUGCAUUCGACGGACGCGUCUAGUGGAAAAUUCUUCGCUCCUAACAUAGCUCCGGAGAAUCCUGUGCUGGUGAAAAGUGUUCCUUUGGGAAAAACACCAAUGUCGAGCAUGGAGGAGGAGAAUUUGAGGGAGAGACUGCAUAUCGCACAGUUGAAAAAAUGUGCUGAAAUGGUUUCUCAAGAAGCAAGAUACACAAGGGAUACUUUCAAGAGGUUGUUUAUGAAUAAGUCACUGCUGGAACAAAUUUUUUAUCUAUUCGACCGAGAGGGAGACCUUUGCCUCGAACAAGACAAAUGGAUGGAAUUUCUCAAACAACGUCUCAGGGAUGAAAAACAAAUUGAUUUUGCAGAGCAAUUGGAAAGUGUUGCUUAUUGCCUUUGUGGCGAAAGUCCCAUAAACUUGAAUCAAUUUUACCAGAUAUUCUACACUAGAGGGAUAGUAGACAAAUUGUUCAGAGUAAUAGAUAAUCAAAAUCUAGGAUCUAUAGCAGCAGAAACAAUCAUGGAGUUCCUUGCCGCAAUAACAAACAACAGGCCACGAAGCGGUUUUGACCCUGGUAGCUUAGAACGAUUAGAACAACUAUUCAGGCAAACUGUUGGAAAUGAGAAAGAAAUCAAAAUGGACGACUUCAAGAAAAUAGUGAUUUCAAAAAAUCCCUUUUUCAUUGAACGAGUCUUCCAAAUCUUUGACAAGGAUAAUUCUGGAUCGAUUUCUUUGCAAGAGUUUUUAGAUGCCAUGCACCAAUUCGCCGGUCAAACUCCAGAAGUUAAGAUUCGUUUUUUAUUCAAAGUGUACGAUUUAGAUGGCGAUGGUCUGAUACAGCCCAAUGAACUUCAGCAUGUAAUGCGGGCAUGUAUGGAAGAAAACGGUAUGCAUUUUAGCGAGGAACAAAUCGAUGACUUAACACACGCCAUGUUCGAAGAUGCUGACACAGGUAACAGGGGUGCUAUAACAUACGAAGCACUGAAGAGACAACUAGAGAAACACGGCGGACUCCUCGAAAAUUUGUCCAUAAGUAUCGACAGAUGGCUCAUACCACCAAAACCACAACCUCCUCCACCAUCAAUAUUUAAAAGGCUGCUUUCUCUGAGACCCUAUCAGCUUACGUGGCCGUAUUUCAAAAACAACCAUGUAUAUUUGAUCUUCCUGGCAUUUUUCGUUGCUGUCAAUGCAACUCUCUUCACAACCAGAGCUUACCAAUACAGGAAAUCGAAUUGGUAUACAAUAUUCGCCAGAGCAUGUGGUCAAUGUUUGAAUUUCGACUGCAUGUUUGUUUUAGUCCUCAUGCUGAGAAAAUGUAUUACUUUUCUGAGAACAAGAGGUUUCAGCUCUAUACUUCCUUUAGAUCAACAUAUAUAUUUCCAUAAACUAACUGGAGUUCUAAUAUCCAUUUUCAGUUUGUGGCAUACGGUAAUGCAUGUCUGUAAUUUCUCAAUGGUUAUUGUGAACGACCCAGUCAUCAACAAAAAUAAUUAUACAAUAAGCGAAUGGUUGUUCACGCCCAAACCUGGAUUGUUCGGUCUCAUUGGCGGAUGGGCAAAUCCAACAGGAGUUGUACUUGUUCUCAUUUUGCUUAUCAUGGUUACCUGUUCCCAAAAAUUCGUCAGACGAGGGGGGUGCUUCGAGGUAUUUUAUUGGACACAUCUUUUGUACAUUCCAUUUUGGAUACUCGUUUUAAUACAUGGACCUAAUUUUUGGAAAUGGUUCGCUGUACCUGGCAUAGUUUUUGUGAUAGAGAGAUUGAUGAGAUUCUACUGGAUGAAAUAUUGCCCAGACCGUGGAAAAACAUACAUCAGUUCAGGACUGCUACUUCCAUCUAAAGUUACCCAUCUGGUGAUCAAGAGACCAAUGAAUUUCCACUUUCACGCUGGAGAUUAUGUUUUCGUAAAUAUUCCUGCUAUAGCUAACUAUGAAUGGCAUCCUUUCACGCUGAGUAGUGCUCCAGAACAGGACGACUACAUAUGGCUUCAUAUAAGAGGUGUGGGAGAAUGGACGAACCGACUAUAUGAGUAUUUUGAAAAAGAACAGGAAAAACUCCAUAACGGAGAUAUUCAAGGGGUGCCAGUGCCCACGAAGAAGAGAUUAUCCAAAGAUUCUGGGAAGAAUGACCUAAAUGCCUUACAAAAACUCAGGUCUUCAAUUAUACGUCCUUUUUCCACCAGAAAUAAAAAAGCUGACGUGCAAUUAGUAGGUUAUUCUAACGAUGCUUUUCAAGAAGUCAAUAUUAGAAACCCAAAAGUUGUCAUUGAAGUGACCACUUCAGCACCAGGAAGUAGCACAGAUUUGAAUGUUAAUAGACCCAGAAGAUUAACACCAGAAAAGAGACUCCAAAGACUUCUUAUGGCCACCAAAGUUCCAUUAGAAAAAUCUCUAUCCUUACCAGACAUGCAGAAAAAGGCUAAAAAUAAGGAGAGGAAAUUAGCUUUGAGAGAUUACAUGAGAUCUGAGUCAGAAAAAGGCUUCGACCAGCAACAGAUGAGAAGAGCAAGAAUGAAAUCCCUAGGCUUGGCCUAUUUGAGUCCGCAGAACAAAUCUCUAGCGCAGAGUUUCAGAUACAUGAGGAACAAACCAACCAUCAUUGCAUUCAAAACUCCUAGUCUAGAGAAUUGUGAGCAAAGGGAUUCUUCAAAUUCGAUAAGCUAUUCAGUUGCUUAUCAGAAAGAGGUGCAAUGUUUGGAUCCACAAGUUCAAGCCGAGGAAGGUAUUGUAGAAAGAGUACCUUUCACACCAACUCUAAGGGUAACGCCUAUGAACUAUCCUGUUGGAAAGCCAUUGGAGGGUCAACUAAUACGUAGAUCCCGUUAUGGUUCUAGACGACAACAAACUGUCUAUAGUGGUGUGGGUACAGAGAUUUUCCUCGAUGGACCUUAUGGUGCACCUUCAAGUCACAUAUUUAUGGCACAGCAUGCUAUUCUCGUAGCGACAGGUAUUGGAGUGACCCCUUUCGCUUCAAUAUUGCAGUCUGUAAUGCACAGAUAUUGGAAAGCAAGACAUAGCUGCCCCAACUGUAAAUUUUCCUGGGCGAGUGACAUACCUGCCAGCGUUAUGAAUUUAAGAAAGGUAGAUUUCUUCUGGAUAAACAGAGAUCAAAGAUCUUUCGAAUGGUUCGUUAAUCUGCUCUCUCAAUUGGAGAUCGAGCAAGCUGAGCUUGGUGGAGCUAUGGAACGAUUCCUAGAAAUGCACAUGUAUAUAACAAGUGCUUUACAAAAAACAGACAUGAAAGCUGUAGGAUUACAAUUGGCCCUUGACCUUCUACAUGAAAAGGAAAAGAGAGAUUUGAUCACCGGUCUCAAAACAAGAACAAACGCGGGUCGACCAAACUGGGAUAAGGUAUUCAAACAAAUUUUAGAUCAGAAGAAAGGAAAAGUUACUGUAUUUUACUGUGGUCCUGCUCAGUUGGCUAGAGUUUUAAGGGUAAAGUGUCACCAGUAUGGAUUUAGUUUCAGAAAAGAAGUUUUUUAAGUGUAAUUGUGAAUGCCUGACAUGUAUAUUGAAUAAAUGAAUGUAUUUAUCUGUAUAUCUGAAUCGAGUGAUUUUUAUUGUAAAAUAUUUUGUGUCAUAUUUAUCGAUAAGGAAAUAAAAAGUUCAUAUAAUUGUG